GCGCAACUGGAAGGUUGGGGCAGGAGGUAAGAGGAGGCAGUGGAGAUUUAGGAAGCCAGGCGGGGACACUUGAAGAGGAAGCUGGAGCCUGGGAGGUAGUGGUUCCUCGGGCUAGUCCAGCCCCGUCCUGGGGCAGGUUGGUCGGGGUGUGGGGGAAAGGCUGAGAAGAGUGAUCUGCAGGUGGCCCCUUAUCUGGGGGUACCCACGUGGUGGGUACGGAGCAGGUUUGAAGAAGUACUUACGAACUUGCAUAAUGAGUAAAAUCAUAUCAUAAAUGAAUUGGUGGCACACUUAGUGAUCAAGAAGUCUUUACCUAAACAGAAGCAGGAAGCACAGAAGGCCAAAGCAGAGAUGUCCAAGCCCCGGAGCGAUAAUACCGUGCCCACAAUGGUUUUGGAUGCAGCUCAAAGGAACAGACUCCAACAACAAAUGCAGCAGCAUGUUCAGCUCCUGACUCAGAUUCACCUUCUGGCCAGCACCAACCCCAGCCUCAGUUCGGAGGCCAGUACCACCAAGAUGUUUCUUAAGGAGCUGGGGACCUUUGCUCAGAGCUCUGUUGUCCUUCACCAGCAGUUCAAUCCCAAGUUUCAGACCACAUUCCAGCCGUGUAACCUGAAGGGUGCUAUACAACUCAUUGAAGACUUUCACUCGCAUGUUAUCAUUGACUUGAGCCCUCAAAAAAAUGUUCAGAAGAGUGGUGAAGGACAAAGCCCUGAAUAUGCAACCAGUGAAUUUCCUUGUCUGCCGAAGCAAGUAGCCUGGAUCCUGGCCACAAGCAAGGUCUUCAUGUAUCCAGAACUACUACCAAUACGUUCCCUGAAGGUGAAGCAUCCCAGGGAUAAGAUAUUCUUCACCAAAGCAGAAGACAAUUUAUUAGCUUUAGGGCUGAAACAUUUUGAAGGGACUGAGUUUCCAAAGCCUCUAAUUAGUAAAUACCUCCUGACUGCCAAGUCUGCUCACCAGCUGACAGUGAGAAUCAAGAACCUCAACAUCAGCCGGGCUCCUGACAAUAUCAUUAAGUAUUAUAAGAAGACAAAGCAGCUGCCCAUAUUGUUUAAGUGCUGUGAGGAGCUUCGGCCUGAUCAGUGGAAGCCACCUGUGGAGAGGGAGGAGCGCCAUCUCCCAUUCUGGUUAAAGGCUAGUUUGCCAGCUAUCCAAGAGGAAAUACAGCAUUUAACUAAUCAUGCUGGAGAAUCCGGAAAUAGGUCUGGUUCAGCUGAGAUGGGUUCUGACCCAGGUCUGGAGUCAGUGAAUGAUGUCCAGUAUCCCCUUCUAUUGCCCAAGGGUGUGGUGCUGACACUGAAACCACUUGCCAAACGAUUUUCAUCCAGGAGGAUUUGGAGGCAGAGGUCAUCAGUCCUGAAACCCCUCCUUAUCCGCCCUACCCCAUCUCUCCAGCCUUGCUCGAAUGACAGUACUCAAGACAGAUUAGCCCAGUCAGAAGCACCUCCACAGAAAGUGGACAAUUCAAACUCCCAAAUGAUCCAGCCAGUCACUGGCUUGCAGACAGCGCCAGAGGCUUCACCUUUGGGUGUCAGUGGGAGUGAUGGCAUUAAAAUUCCCAAGACACUGCCAGCUGUGGCCCCCAAGAAUACAGCCAGGUCCCACGCCUUCCUUUCUCCUCCUCCAGUGGCCUUCCAGUCCAAAGUCUUGUUGCCCUCAGUUGUCACUCCCAAUAGGUGUGAGCCAGGGAUGAAGCCCCCAAAGAAAAAGUGGGCCAAGGCUUCCCGUCUCUUGAAACCUGCCCCCGUCCUUCCCUCCCCCCGGAUAAUCCUCACUCUUCCUGCCACCCCUAUGAAAGUUGUGACUCUUAACAACAGUUUUAAUGUGAUCCCACCUCUUAGAGCUAUAGCUCCAAGCCCUCAGACCAUCCCCAUAACUACCCUUUUGGUUAGCCCCACAUCCUUCAUCUGUCCAUUAAACCAGCCCCUUAUAGCUUCUAUUUCACCUUUAAUUGUUUCUGGUAACCCUGUGAAUCUCCCUGUGCCACCUACUCCUGAGGAAAACACACAGAUGAAACCAAGUAUUCAUUGUCCUCAGGCUGAAGGGGAAAGUGCCUUUCCAGUCAUACAACCCAAACUGGAACCCCAAGAGUCAUCUCCUCUUUGUCCAAGUCCAUACCCCAAGGAAGAACACAGCCCAGGGCCUCCCACAACAGGCAGGGAGAGUCAGGCACACUCAUUUGCAGGGAAUGCUCAUAGCUGGACUGUUGUGAAGACAAUGGAUGGGAGGCAAGUCCUGGAGCCACUGUCUCAUACAACUCAAAAAGACAUUGAUUUUCUGCCAGGGAAUCUGCUGAAGAUUGUUAAAGUAGAGCCUGAGGAACCUGAGGAAGAAGCCACCUUGACUUGGAAUAGGUUCCCUGAGACAGACGUUUGUGAUGAAAUAAAAAAAGAAGCCUUCAUGGAGCUGGAUAUGGGACCUCCAUAUCAGGAGGCAAGUAGUGCUCCAGAAGUGAAGACAGAGGACGAGGAAGGUGAGACAGCAAUGACAUUCUCAUCCCUCCAGGUGACUCAAGGUGAAGCAAAUCCAGCAGGAAAGAUGAGCAAAGGGUCUCCCAUGAAUAUGCCCUCUUCCACUCAUCCUGACAUCAUACUUAGUAGUCCCCUAGGUAAGCCUGAAGACUCAUCCCAUGUUGUUGGCCAGUCAGUGAGAACCCAAGCUGGACCAGAAACAGGGGGUAAGGAUAGGCUCAAAGAGGAGGAGGAGAAAGAAGAAGAGUUAGAAGAUCUUGACCAAGAUGAAGAAAUGGCAUCAGUCUCUGAAGAAGUUGGGCCAUUUGUCUCAGAGCCUCAGGAGACUGUGGAGAAGCCAACGUGUCUGGUGUCUGGGAAGUGCAUGGGCCAAGAGAAUGAUUUUGAGGAAGAGAAUCCUUGGAAAGAGAAUUCUGGUCCUGAGGUUGUGGUGAAAGUGGAGAAGAUGCAAAGCCUGGAGAAAGAUGAUGAGGUGAUGGAUGAAGUGGACAGACAUCAUUCCUCUCACCCUUGCUUCACCUAAGGUGAUUCCAGAAGUGGAGACCAAAAGGACACCCAACCCAGGGGAAGCACCAUAGCUGUUGGACAUCUGGAGCUAGUGAAGCCUUGUAGGGGCCAGAAAGGACACCCUAGAGCUGCUCUUCCUAUACAGUGAGUGCAUCCUAGAAUGGAACUCACCGAGGGAAAAGUACAUGGUAU
This is a messenger RNA of Dromiciops gliroides (monito del monte), 3173 nucleotides long. RefSeq names its product YY1 associated protein 1 (gene YY1AP1). Gene Ontology annotation, cellular component: nucleus. The transcript is spliced from 10 exons. Gene Ontology annotation, biological process: regulation of DNA-templated transcription. Lineage: Eukaryota; Metazoa; Chordata; Mammalia; Microbiotheria; Microbiotheriidae. The coding region runs from base 352 to 2997 and encodes 881 amino acids. The record is from RefSeq and is a predicted model, not a curated record. Gene Ontology annotation, molecular function: transcription coregulator activity.